Effrenium voratum is the source of this 2566-nucleotide messenger RNA. The record is from the annotation of a GenBank genome assembly. NCBI's taxonomy places the organism in Eukaryota, Dinophyceae, Suessiales, Symbiodiniaceae.
CAAGACCCGUUGCUCAAAGCAGACGUGUCCCUGUUCUUAAGCACGCCAUGGCGUGCUCUUGGCGUUUCAUCGCUGUGUGCUGCCUGCUGCCCGCCUUAAAUGGUGGCCUAAAUGGCUUCCCGUGGGCGGGGUUCUCCCUCUACUACCGCGACAUGGGCUGGGACCUGUGGCGCGCCGGGCUCACCACGUCGCUGGGAUUCGGCCUGCGGAUCUUCACGCAGCAGAUGCAGCUCCACAUCGGGCUCUGGACGGCCUUGCCGCUGUCCCUCGUGCACGUGGCGCUGGCGAUCGCUGCGAUGAUUUAUUCUGAUGUGGAGUGGGUGGUGGCCACAGCUGUUGUGGGCGUCCUCUGUUUGGAUACAACCAUCGCUGUGGAGGGCAUCGCUUUCGACAUUUGGGGGGAGUCCGAAGAAGAUGCCGUGAAGGCCAGCUCGGUGUCGCUGUCCUCUUUCACCGUUCUCUGCGCUUCGGCUGCUACGUUUGCCGGGUUGAUCUACGAUGCCUACAGUUGGUUCGGCCUCACGGUGUACCAUGUGGUCUUCAUCUCCAUCGAGGUGGUUUUGCUCUUCACCGAGCCGGCCUGUUGGCAGUCCCUCCGCGAUUGGUGGAGGCCCAAAGAGGAGCAGGAGGAGGUGGUGACGGCGAUGGACCAGGUGGUGCCAGCGCCCAAGCCGGGCAAGGAGGUCAGCGGCCUGGAUUUGCCCACGUUGCCCGGCGCCGUGGAGGACGAGCCGGCACAAAAGAAGGUCAGCAAGAAGCCGACCCUGGAGACCAAGCGCAGCACCCUGCCGGCGGAUUUCGGCGGGCUGAGGCAGCCUAAGAAGAAGGAGGACGUUUUCUUGGGCAAGACCCGGCCGACGCGCGGCAGCUUGAUGUCCAUGGGUUUGGGACCCUUGGAGAGGCUGAGGCUCAGGAACAGCUUCUUGGCCAGAGCCUCCCAGGUCGAGGCCCAGACCCUGGCGGACUCGGCGGCCCGGAAGGCCCGGCGCUCCCAGGCUACCUCCAACAAAACGGUCGAGAAGCCGCGCGCCGGCAGCAUGGCGGACGUGCCGGCCAGCGCGAAGCGGCUCUUUGCCUCCCACUCCGGGGUCAUGAGCUUCGAGCCCUCGAAAGAUGCCGAGUCGGAGGAAGAGGAGGAGGAAGAGGAGGAGGAGGAGGAGGAGGAGGGCGGCCGGGACAUCGAACAAGAUGAGCAGGUGGGGAAGAAGAAGACGUCGCUGGGGAGGGAGCUGUGGCUGCCGGCGAGUCUGAUCCUGCUGAACAGCUUGAGCAACAACGUCUCCUACGUGAUCGAGUGGUCCACCUUUGCCAUUUUCUUCCGGGAGCAGCACGGAUGGAUGUCAGCCACCUGGGCUGGGCUUGCUCAGACCAGCGGGGACCUGGUGGCUGCCUGCAUGAUGCAGUUUGCGUGCUGCAAGAAUGUCGACGAGGAUGAGAAUGUUGGCUGCGUUCGACGCUUCUUCCGCAACAUCACACGCCAGCCGUACAACCUCUCCUGCCUGCUGGCCUUCUGGGUUCUUUUCAAUGGCGGCAUGAUGGCCCCGAGCCUGGCUCCGGCCGUGGUCUCCCAGAUCUUCAUGGGCACCGUCUAUGUGUACUCCAUGAAGAUGACCACGGACUUGAAUCUCUUCUACUCUCUAGGGGACCCAGGAACCUUCCUCACGCUGCAGGUCUUGGCGAAGAACGCGGAAUCGCUGGGCGCCACCUUUGCGGGGUUUCUGGGAAUGAACUUGUACGAGAUGGUCCACCCACUAGCGCCCUUCAUGUUCAGUACGGUGGUCUCUGCGUUGAUCUUCGUGGCCUACACCUUGGGCUUCUGCAAGCGCGUGGGCUACGGCCUCGACAUCGAGGUGGCGGAGGCCAGGCGCGCACGGCGCCUGGGCUCCAGGCGCAUGAAGAGCUGGCGGAAGUCCACCCGGGAGCUGGGGAGCACCCGGGAGCUGGGGAGGAGCUCGGUAGCGGAAGGCGCCUAGGCGCCUAGGCGGCGGCUGGGCGGCGGCUGGGCGGCGCCCAGUCGGCGGCUUUUUUGAAGCGAGCGGGCGCCACAUUUUUUUGGGGCCUAUGGGCCGUGCCAGCGAAAAAAGGUGGCACGACAUGGGAGGCUUGCAACUUUUCAACAGAAGGCACUUCCCCUGGCCGCCGAAUUGGCGCAUGGCCUUUCGGCAGUUUGCAAGAGUGGCCACCGUUUCCCGAAUGACGAAGCAGCCUUUCGGAUGAGUGGGUGAGUGGUUGUUUUGUGGGGAGAUGUAGGCCCACAAUCAUCUUGAACUUACUCGGAAGAGGAUUCUUCCUUUCAUGCCUGCUUCAGUCGCUGAUUGUUUCGUCGACGUGGGACUCCUCCUUCCUUGCUUGUAAAUAUCACCGUCGUGAAAUCUGAUGGUCGGCCUUUCGUCCAGGUGGUCGUUCUCCAAGGACAUUGACAGCAGGUUGAGCUUCACAUUGCUCUGACUCAGCUUGUCCAUAUGCCACCAGGCACAUGUCCGGACUGCAGCCUGCCUCCUUCCACCUUAUCGUUUGUAAGUCAAGUUCAUGCGGUUCUUAAAGGUCCGUCGUGUACUUUGCCGCC